This is a messenger RNA of Arabis nemorensis, 822 nucleotides long. The record is from the annotation of a GenBank genome assembly. NCBI's taxonomy places the organism in Eukaryota, Viridiplantae, Streptophyta, Magnoliopsida, Brassicales, Brassicaceae.
AUGCGGCGGCUAGUAGGGUUUCUAGAGAAAGAGAAGUAUUACAUAUAUAUAUUGAUUCCUUCUCCUUUAUCAACUCUUCCCAGACGGAUCAAAUGGUGUAAAGAAGAUUUCUCUCCCGACGAAUGGCGUCGUGGAGUAGAUGUGAAAUGGGAUAUAGAUAAUUCUCCUAUCCGGAAAGAACUUGUUCAAUUUCAAGUGUCGAAACAACUUUUUGUCAAUGUUCAGAAAUCUUUGAGGGUUUUGGACCCAAGUCUUUAUAUCAGAUCUUUCGUGGGAUACGGCGACCUCAAGAGUAGAUCUACUGAGCCACAAAAAGUAUUGCUCGAGAACUCUGGUAUUGACUUUGUUCAAGUUGACCCUCAAGAGAGACUAUCAUCUGCUGUAAAACAAUUCCAGAAAGAAAAAGCCAAUGCCGAACAAUUUGCUCUUGCUAAUCCAUCAAAUAAAACCCAAUUAGCCCUGGCCAAACAGUUUUUGGCCCAAUACUUUACGGCUUUGGGCAUUCAAGCCCCCGUCCAACCAGCCCCAAACCCUCAGCCUCUACCCGGACUGCGCCCCAACCAACCUGCCCUUAACGCUCAGGCUCCGCCUAUAUUCCUCGGGCCAUGCGUCUGGCCCAACAGGUCUAUAACCCAGCCCAAUACAGUACGGCCCAAAUCAGCAUGGCCCAAAACAGCAGAACCCAAAACGCACUACCCAAUUCAGAAGAGAAAGUUUAAUGUCCUACUUUCUAAAAUGCGCUUAACCAAGCCGGAGCUUGUCAAUGCUGUCACUGAUCAUUGUAUUUGGACGGGGAUGCAGGGUGGAAAUUGGUCGAAGUGA